GGCAUACUGCCGACAUCACGGAGCCCUCUUUCCCUCUCCCUUUCUCCCUCUGCUUCUCCCCCUCCCUCCUCCCUCCUUGUCCCUCCUCCCUCGGCUCAAUCUCUUCCAAUCUCCUUCUUCCUCUCUUCAGUUCCUUCAGGUAAAUCCUACUCAAACUUGUACCAACUUGUUUUUGACUGACAGCGAGCAGCGAGAGACUUUUCUUCACUUUGAGAGAACCUGAACACCUAUCUUCCCCAAGACAACCUGCAUCGACCGGUCAUUCCCUCGCCGGGGCAUAGCUCGCCAUCGAGGCAGGAGUCCAGUGCAUCUGUCCCUGCAGGCAGAAGCAGAAUCCCAUGGUAGCCAGGUGGGAGAAGGAGAGCAAGGACGUCCCACCUGCCUUGAAGAAGACGCCUUCUGACCUGCUGAGGGAGUGACAAGGAGGGAACAUUCCCUGGGACUCAGCAUGCAAGCCCAGCUUCUAGGUGGUCCCAAUAGCCUGACAAUGGAUGCCAUUCACAUCAGCAUGUCCAGUGCUCCCCUGGCAAAGCACACGGCAGGAGCCGGACUCAAGACCAACAGACCCCGGGUCAUGUCCAAGAGUGGGCACAGCAACGUGAGAAUCGACAAAGUGGAUGGCAUAUACUUACUCUAUCUUCAAGACUUGUGGACAACUGUCAUUGACAUGAAGUGGAGAUACAAGCUCACCCUGUUUGCCGCCACAUUUGUGAUGACCUGGUUCCUUUUUGGAGUGAUCUACUAUGCCAUUGCAUUUAUUCAUGGUGAUUUAGAACCAAGGGAGGACGUUUCAAAUCACACUCCCUGCAUCAUGAAAGUGGACUCUCUCACUGGAGCGUUUCUUUUCUCCCUGGAAUCCCAGACAACCAUUGGCUAUGGAGUCCGUUCCAUCACGGAGGAAUGCCCUCAUGCUAUUUUCCUGUUGGUUGCUCAGUUGGUCAUCACAACCUUGAUUGAGAUCUUCAUCACGGGCACCUUUCUGGCCAAGAUUGCCAGACCCAAAAAGCGGGCAGAGACCAUCAAGUUCAGCCACUGUGCCGUCAUCACCAAGCAGAAUGGGAAGCUCUGCUUGGUGAUUCAGGUGGCCAACAUGAGGAAGAGCCUUCUGAUUCAGUGCCAGCUCUCCGGCAAGCUCCUCCAGACCCAUGUCACUAAGGAGGGGGAACGGAUUCUUCUCAACCAAGCCACUGUCAAAUUUCACGUGGACUCCUCUUCAGAGAGCCCCUUCCUCAUUUUGCCAAUGACAUUCUACCACGUACUGGAUGAGACAAGCCCCCUGAGAGAUCUCACACCCCAAAACCUGAAGGAGAAGGAGUUUGAACUCGUGGUCCUCCUCAAUGCCACUGUGGAAUCCACCAGUGCAGUCUGCCAGAGCCGCACAUCUUAUAUUCCAGAGGAGAUCUACUGGGGCUUUGAGUUUGUGCCUGUGGUUUCUCUCUCAAAAAAUGGAAAGUACGUGGCUGAUUUCAGUCAGUUUGAACAGAUCCGAAAGAGCCCGGAUUGCACCUUCUACUGUGCGGAUUCUGAGAAGCAGAAGCUUGAGGAGAAGUACAGGCAGGAAGAUCUGAGGGAAAGAGAACUAAGAACUCUUCUGUUACAACAGAGCAAUGUCUGAUGGCGGUGGUCGCCCCGGGUUUAACUCUGUGAGCUCUUUCCAUGUCGGAGCUCCCUUUGAAGGCACAAGUCACUGUGCAAAUGAGAAUGUGUGGAUUCUUUCUAAAAAACUAUACAGACAUACAAAAUCCAUUUUUUCCCUUUGACCUGGCACUUAAGCAAGCAUUUCCAGUUUUGAGAAGGUUCCUUUUUAAAAGGCUUUGUCUGAAGCAAACUCUCAAAAUUCCUACUUUCUAAAAUGGGGCUAUAGUUUCAAAAAUUUGGUGUAGGGCAAUUAAAAUAAUGUCAUGUCCAGUGGACAGACAUUUAGCCAUGCUGGUGUUGAAAGGAUAUGCAUUUCUAUGCAGCAUAUCAGCUAUAACUUAAGGUAUUUAUUCAAAACAAUUUUCAAAGACGUUAUGGCUGGAAGUUAAAAUGUUGUGAAAUGUGAAAUGUUGAAAGUUCAUAUCCUUUUAUGUCAUUUCUUUACAGUACCCUCUUUUCAAGCAGGAAAAUGCUAUCUUUAUUUAAUGGAGGCUAUCUGGUAACAGAGUCAAGGGGACUCUGUACUCACAAAAAAAAAUAUUUCCAUUCUUACCGGUUUUUCAUCAGAUUUAAUUGUACAGAGUGAAACUGAACAAAUCAGGAGUUAAUAGUUCUGAAAAUAUAUACGAAUGGAGUGGACUUUUUUGUUCCCAGUAAUUUUCUGUUUACUAUUCAAAACGUGGUGUACAACCCGGCAGCCUCAGCAUCAUCCGGGAGCUAAUUAGCAGUAUCGACUCUCAGGCCCCACCCAGACUUAGAGAACCAGAGUCUGCACGUUCACGAGACCUCCUAGUCAUUUGUACACAAAUGAAAGUUUGGAGAGUGUCCACUCUGGAAGGUUUUCAAGGGAACUUUCUGAAGCCACAGCACCCUCUGGGUCCCAAACCCACAUGGCCUCCAGACCUGUCCUUCUUUCUUCAGCUUAUUAUUAUGGGCCAAUAUUGUUGUCAGCCACUCCAUUCUUUGUCUGUUAAAAUGCCUUGUUUGCCAAAGAACUGCCCCCGAUACCCCAGGAUUGAAAACAAUUUCUUGAGAGUCAUGGUUGUCUCACUCAUGCUAAGCACAUGUUUGUUGACUCUAGUGAGCACAAAAGAAAAAUGAAGUCGCAUUACAACUGGAAAUUUGCUCAGAUGUUGAGGUCCACAAGGUUGAACAGGGCCAUAAGGACCAAGAAGAGCUGAGGAAUUCAUGUACUGAUGACUCCUUGAAGCGUGAACGAAGUUUGGUAAUCUGAUGAUAUGUAAAGAACGCCCUCAGUAUCUAAAUAAAUCUCAUGCAACCGAUUGGAACAGGGUAACAUUUUGCUCUUGGCAGAACUUAGGGGCCAGGUGCCACAUUUCUUUAGGGCAAAGAAUAUGCAUGGGUGGGGAUUGGCUGAAUGGGGCGAAUUCUCAUUUCAUUCAGACCAGGACAGACUUGCAUAUUCACUCACAAAGAAUGUGACUGUAGGUGGGUAGGCACUGCACAGGCGUACUCGGGAGCCCACAUACAUGUACACACAGGCACACACACAGACAUGCAGGCACAUCCUGGCUUUUCAAGCAUAAUUGUGGAAGUUGGAAGAAUUUUGCAAUUAAGAGAGCGAGUCCUCAACAAAUAUACUCACAUAUGUUUUAUUCUAUAAAAAUGGGGAUGCUGGAGCUCUGAGAAAAAGGGGAAAUUAAUCUGGAUUCAGGUUAUCAGUGAAAAAAGAGGGUUUAGCUCAGUGGUAGAACAUUUGACUGCAGGUUCUCAGUGAAAGGAUACUACGGAUUAUAGCUAACGUGGUCAUAUAUUUAGGCUACCGCAGUUUCAAAUGUCCUUCCAUGGAAGAGAAGGUGUGGCUGGAACCUCUGACCUGGAGCCAAAUGUCUAACACAAAUGUCAGAACAACAGGAGUAGAGUUAGUUCUAGAGGCUUAAGGGGCCAUUUCAAAGCACGAGAAGCUUUUUCUUUUAUUAUUCAGGAUUUUUUUUCUCUCUUUCUGUUGAUAAUUUAAUGGCAGAUUGUUUCAAUUUCUUAAAAAAAUUAUGUUAGUUUAGUUAGACAUUAGCUCUUUUAGUUAUUAUAUGUGGUUUUUUUAUUGUCUCUUGUGCUAUAAUCAACAGGAAAAUAGUGCCACAGGCAUGUUUACAGGCUUUCUGUUGUGCUAUUAAAUUCCUUACACAGGAUUUACAUCAGUGCUAAUUUGAAUGUGAUCAAGAUUAGGAAUCUUGCAUACUUAUAUUGCAUUUGGCACACUGAUGUACUGUGAGAUGUAGAAAGCUUUGGUUUAUUCAUUUAGCAGAUCUACUUCAGCCAAAUCUGGAGGACUUGAUCAUUUGAUCUUUUGCACUAUACACAAAACAAAUAUGCAGUAUUUUAAAAGCCAAUACUUGUACCAGUCAAUAAAUCAUAUUGUAAUAUUAUAUUCUGUAAAUAGUCCUAAACCUGCAUCUGGUUUGAAAGUGAGCAUUUCCUUACUUAUUAUUUCUUUAUACACAAUACUCUUGUGUUAACAUACUAACAAAAGAUAUUAGAUGGCAAACAUUUGAUUACAUUUGGAAGUCUUUUGACUGAAACAGAUGCUUGCUCAACACCUAACUAAGAAGUAAUCAAACUAAUGGAAUAUUGUUGACCCAAAAAGGCUUUUGCAUUUUGAAACAUCUCCAAUGCAUUCUCAGGGAUACCAUUCAAAAAUGUCAUGUUCCAUUUGAAAAACCACAAGGUAAAUAGCAGCACAUCAGUGUAGUCUGCAAGCUGUGUCUUAUUUCAAUAAGAAAAUGUAUUAUACGUGCAUGGUACCUGGUAGCCAAUGGUCCCAGACAGCAUAGUCAAUAUUCACUCACUGAUCCUCCCAAGAAGCCACCUUUGGAGUCUGGGUGCAGUCACAUAUUGUUCUCUUUCUCACGCAGCAGGUAAUUACAGUACCAGACAAGACUCCAGAUAUGUAAAAUAACUGGUGAAAAGUGAAAAAUACCCUGAACAAGUGGACCAGAUUUUGAGAAGACUUUAAAUGACGAUUCAUUAGAUUUUUUUUAAUUGAAUUUUCUUUUUAAAUUGAUGGUGAUUUUGAUACCAUUAAAAGUAAAUUAAGAUCUGAAGAAGUGACACUUCUACUCCUGCAUGAUUCUCUCUCUCCCUUGGAUCCUCAGCACUCGUAUCUGGAGAAAGAAGGAAAGAGAUGCAAAAAGCAGGGAAGGCAUGAGGCCUCUGCACUGGGAGCUCCGUAAACUAUCAUCCUACCUUUCGGGCUUGAUUCUGUAUUUUGUCACUGCAGUCAAAGGGUCAGGCACUUGACCAUGGGCAUGAUGAAGACUGAUAAUCCCUCAGUCUUGGUUUUUCAUUCUCUCUCGACUUCUCUUUGCCUGAUAAACAUUUGAAGCGAGUCAUUUUGAAUGUAGGUUAUUUUAUUCAAGCUUUCUGGGAUGGUAUUCUUUAAAAUGAAAUGUUAGCAUUUCAAGUCCUGAUUUCCAUGUUCUGCGGUCGCACUUGAAUCCCAGCAUUUGAUUCUGGAUAAAUCCAAGAUGCACCUAGUUUUCUUCCUCCGGGAAGAUAUACUGAAAGUCUAAAGUUAACAUUUCAUUCCUCUCCUAAUUGAUUAACUGCCUACAUUUAACCCUCUGUGAACUUCAGUUCAUCUUUAAUCAGAAUGGGCUCCCCACCCCUCCUUGGGCUUCUGGAUAGCAAUUUUCUUAGCCUUUAAGAAACACUGUUGGCUUGGGGCGCCUGGGUGGCUCAGUUGGUUGGACGACUGCCUUCGGCUCAGGUCAUGAUCCUGGAGUCCUGGGAUUGAGUCCCGCAUUGGGAUCCCAACUCCAUGGGGAGUCUUUUUUCCCUCUGACCUUCUCCUCGCUCAUGCUGUCUCUCACUGUCUCUCUCUCAAAUAAGUAAAUAAAAAAAAGAAAGAAAGAAAAAGAAACACUGUUGGCUUAAAUCCGAUUUUUCCCCCAAAGUUUUCCUCUGAAUACUUACUGAGAAAGAAACAGGAGUCAGAAAUAAGGCUUCAGCCCAUUCACUUCACUUUCAUCCUCUGUUGGUUCUGCCGAGCUCAAUUUCCUUUCUAUUUAAUGUGUACUUCCCUGGCUUUUCUUCAUCUUUGUUAUCUGCCCUAUCAAGUCAAAUUAUCUUGUGGGUUAAAAAGAAUUAAGUCAAAUUAGUGAUUUGGGAACUUUUAGAUAGCCAAAAUUUGGGGACAGAGAUUUUUAUGUUUCAGUUGGUAUGUAGCUGGUGUAGAAGAAAUAGAAAACCAAAAAACAGCCAGUAAUUGCAGUUGACAGUUAAUUCCUAAUUAAAUUACAAUAAUUGAUUGUGGAAGUCAAAGGACAGGCUGAUACAGGAGUACAAAAGCCAAAGACGUCAUGUGUGUAGGGAAAGCCAUGUAACUUUGCAUAGCAAUGAUAAUACCAGAGUGAAGAACGCCAGGCAUGCUGUGUCUACAGGAUAUGUCUUGUAUUUAAUGAUUUUUGUCCUGCAUCCUGUAUGGACUUUAUUAAGAAGCCGUAAAUGUUCUGUAUUCAUCUCCCUCCCCACAAAAAUGACAAAAUUGCACAGCCAAUUAGUAAAAUACUUCUAAUUUAACCAAAUGUCUUGUAUUUUUAUUUGCUAAAUCUGACAGCCCUGCAGAGAGUACUCACAUAGUCCCAAGCUAUGCCCAUCUCUAGAAGAACAACAAACAGAGGCCCCUUCCUUUGGAAGCUACAGUUUUCACACAAGUGGUAAUAAAGAAGGGGAGUAUUCUAGAAAAAUACUCUGCUGGCUUGCCCCAUUCGUAAAGGUAAAUUUCAGCAGAACACGGAGGGCCCCGAUACAUCCUGUGCAGUGUGAAACAGCAUGUUCCUCAAGGCUGUCUAUCAAAGAAGGGCCUGGAAUGAUGGGUUCAAAGUCCUCAGCCACAGGGUAUACUGAAGUCCUGGCUCCCAACCCCCGCUGGAGAACCAGGCCCAUGGUUAGGGUGGAUUCCUAAUGACCUUCACCAAAAUUGGGGAAGUCAGCUGAAAAGUCCAUCUCCAAGGUUUGCUUAGCAGUUCCCACUUCAUGAUAGUUAACUUCACUUCACAAGGGCUCCGCUUCAUUCAAGGCCAAACCAUAUCUAGAAUCCAGGCCUCCCUACCCCCUUAAGAUACCCAGUUUCACCCCUCAAAAAUACUCAAGUAAAGGCAGAAUCCACUCAAAAUUAGACUCCAAGGGAGCUACCACAAUUGAUUAUAGAGUACAUUUCCCUAAAAUAAUAAUAAUAAUAAUAAUAAUAAUAAUAAAGUAACAGAAGUUGUUGACUCUGAGCUAGGAAAUAUAACCUCUUAGCUUAUCAUUACUAUUAUUGUUAUUACUGCAAAUGUCCUUAAUAUUAUGGAAAAAAGUAAAAAGCUUCCAAGAAGGUGAUUGGAGGGGAAUUCAAAAGAGUGAUUUCUUUUUCAUUCACCAUAAUUUAACUCUAUUCUUUCAUCUGCAAUCAAAUCUUAAGAUUAAGGAUGUUGUAUUAAAUCAAAUCAUUACAGGAAGCAUGACUAUAUCAGGGACUUUUUACAAAAACAAACUUCCAGAUCACCAGAGGAAGCUGUGUUUGUGUGCUGACAGAGUAUUAAAUAGCAGGCAGGACAGGAAGGCAGGAUAACAGCCAACUUGGGUCUAUUUUGGAAGAAUUAUUUCUGUAGGGUGUCAUGGAAUUGUAAGUUACAAAAAGUAUGCUUUGGUAAACAGACAUCUCCAUUCCAAAAGGACCCACUCCAAAAUACCACUCAAUCAAAUUCACGAGAAUAUUAUGGAGGUCAAAAUUCCAAACGACAUGCAGAUUUUACAAGCAAACAGUCCCACCACUUAUAAACCCUGGCAGUAUAUGCAUAGCAAAAUCUUGAUCACGCCUCAAUCUCUUGCUACAUACAGCAUGACGUCUGAUUGCUAUACCAUGCCACAGGAUGAGUGUCUUGCUUCCCUCUGACUUUUGAACCAGUCUUACACUUGGAUUUGCUUAAGCAGAAUCAUGACUUACAUUUCUCAGGAUUGAGUUAAUGCGGGUGGACGUUGGAAAUUUCACACGAACGGAUAUGUACGCUAUGUCACCAUCAAGCCCAAUCGGACUAUGACCAAUCAGCUUGAAAUAUGUACUUUCAUAUUCUCCAAACCCACACCUCUAUUCGUCAAGGCAUUUCUUGUUUUCAUAGGUAUCUCCUCCCUUUCCUGUUUAUAUAUGGAAUCUCACUAGUUUGUGAAACAAUGCAAGUACAAUAAAGCUCAUUUUAUGGUCUGGA
Molecule: messenger RNA, 7844 nt
Organism: Mustela lutreola (European mink)
Lineage: Eukaryota; Metazoa; Chordata; Mammalia; Carnivora; Mustelidae
Gene: KCNJ15
Product: potassium inwardly rectifying channel subfamily J member 15
Exons: 4
Coding region: 449-1615 (388 amino acids)
Biological process (GO): potassium ion import across plasma membrane; regulation of monoatomic ion transmembrane transport
Cellular component (GO): plasma membrane
Molecular function (GO): inward rectifier potassium channel activity
Source: RefSeq, a predicted model, not a curated record